Messenger RNA from Orbicella faveolata, 3976 nucleotides. RefSeq names its product aminopeptidase NAALADL1-like. Gene Ontology annotation, molecular function: carboxypeptidase activity. NCBI's taxonomy places the organism in Eukaryota, Metazoa, Cnidaria, Anthozoa, Scleractinia, Merulinidae. The record is from RefSeq and is a predicted model, not a curated record.
AGGCGAAUUCACAACAACCACAGGAACGAGAGCUCUUCUUCGUUCGUCCAUGCUUUCCACAUAGCUUAUAUGUAUUUCUCGACAGACCAAAGAAACACAAGUAAAACCCUUCACUGUAACGGCAAAAUUCUCCUUUGAAACGCAUUGAAUAUAAACUAACUUGGCACUCUUAAAAACAGAAGCCACGGAAUCCAGACAAGUGUGAAAGCACGCCAUGGCUUCAUCCCGAGGGCGUGGAAUGAAUGAUGACGUCACGUACGCAGAGAUAAUAUCUAAACCAGAUGCAUCAUGGAAUACUAUUCGAUCGUCGUCUGGCCGGAAGUUAUAAACUUCGGUGGCAUUUUCUCGAUAUAAUUAAAUCAAGUCAUAACAUCUACAUCUACUUCGACAUUUGUAAUUUGCACAAGAAUUAACCCGUCGCCUGGAGUCUCCGCAUAUAAUGGCUUAUUAGCACCGCUUUUGAAAAGUUAACGAGAAAAGCAGUCAGACGACACAAAUUGCCGCAACCGUUUAUUAGAAUCUUGGUCGAGACAUGGUCGAGACGGUAUUGUAAUAUGGCAACCGCGAUGGCAUCCCUAUCAAAUGGGAAUGGUAGUGAAAUCGAAAUUGUGCCUUCUGCUGAGAGGCAACACGGUAAAUUUCGACGAUGUGUCCGAUCGCCGCGAAAGCAACUAGUGAUUGUCGCCGUCGUCACAGCCCUAUUGGCGGUAGUGGUCGGGUUUUUGAUCGGCUAUUUCGUUCGUAAGUCGAAGGGCUCUGUAUGCUCCAUUAGCGCCAGCGAGGAGGACGUGCACGAUAAGUUUGAAGACAGGGUUAGUGCAGCGGAGCUGGAAAAAGAGUUCAGGUAUUUUACGUCGAAGCCGCACGUUACUGGCUCGGAAAGACAGGGCACUCUUAUCAAUCACAUCGCUACAAAAUGGCGUGAGUACGGUUUUGAUGACGUGGAAAUACCGGAGUACCAAGUGCUACUCUCAUUGCCGCAGGAAGACCAACCAAACACGGUUGAAGUAAUCAACAAUGGAGUUGUCGAGUACAGGAUGAUUGGAAAGAUCAACGUCAGCACAGAAGACGAAUCAAAAAGUUCGUUCCAGUAUUUUCCGUUUCUCGCGUAUGCUCCGCCAGGGGUGGUCGAAGGAGAACUGGUUUUCUGCAAUGCAGGAUCAGAGAGUGUUGUGUUGGAUAGCUUAAACAUCACUGUCAAAGAUAGGAUUGUACUAUUGAAAGGUCAACACGCCUCUAUAACCAGUGCAGCCAAACGCGGGGCUGUUGGAGCGAUCCUGUAUGUAGAUCCUGAGACCGUAGCCAAAGAAGGAACUGAUGGGAGCGACACUUAUCCUAACGCUCCGUGGGGGUCUAAACAUGCUGUGUUCUCGAAGAGUCUGAAGCAGUUUAGUGGAGAUCCGUUAACACCACACUUACCAUCUAUUGCAGGAAUGUAUCGCAGGCCCAGAAACGAAACCCACUUUCCAAACAUUCCAGCCCAGCCAAUAUCUUACGAGGACGCCUUAUAUCUACUGAGUCGUCUCAAAGGUAACGAAGUCCCCUGGUCUUGGCGUGGCGAUCUUAAAAUCACUUAUAAAUUUGGUCCGGGUUUCACCAACCCAAACACCACUGUGCGACUGCGAGUCAACAACGAACUUGUCGUAAAAUCAAUAUACAAUGUCAUCGGUACCAUCAACGGUCAAGAAGAACCCGACCGGUAUGUCCUUGUCGGCAACCAUCGGGACGCGAUAUACUUUGGAGCUGCGGACGCCUCGAGUGGUUCUGCCACACUGAUGGAAAUAGCUCGAGUCCUUGGAAAACUCAAAGGCGACGGCUGGCGACCGCGACGAACGUUAAAGUUGUGCAGCUGGGGCGCAGAAGAGUUCGGCAUGGUGGGGUCACUCGAGUGGGUCCAAGAAAACUCCAAACUUCUUGCGAAUCGAGCUGUGGUAUAUUUGAAUACGGAUGUGGCUGUUGGCGGGAACUAUGUAAUGAUUGCACAGACCUGCCCCAUGCUAACGGAAGCGGUAUUCUACAGAGCGAAGAAGGUCAGAGAUCCCGAUAAGUCCAGCAUUUACGAUAACAUGGUAAGCAGGUUUAUUUCCACGAAGGACUACCCUGAGGAACCUUACACGAUACCUUACUUAUUCUAUAGUGAUUACCUGCCCUUUUACAUGAGUAUAGGAGUGCCUUCAGCUGAUUUCAGUUACUUUUAUGGAAAAAAGAAAUACGGUGUGGUGCUUUAUCCUGUUUAUCACACUCAAGAAGACAGCUAUUAUUGGAUGAAAACAUUUGUAGAUCCAAACUUCGAGUUUCAUGUAACGAUGACGAAGUUCCUCGGCGGCCUGCUUUUAGAUUUCAGCGACACCCUAAUUUUGCAGUUUAAUGUGCUGCGCUAUGCCAAAGCAGUAAAAAGGUCAUUUGAGCGGCUCGACGCACGCUUGCAAGCAGAUGAUUUAAAUGUCUCCACAACGUUCGUGCUCAAUGCUAUCCAAGAGUUUGUUAAUGCAAGUACGCUCUUUCAAGCCACAAAGAACCAGCUAACUGGUGAAGAAAGCCCGCUUGUUUUGAGGGCGAUCAAUGAUCAACUUGUCCAGGUCGAGAAAGCGUUCAUUAGCCCAUUCCUAAAAUCUGAUGACCGAAUGGUGAAACAUGUAUUCUCACGGGAUUCUCAAUCGCGGCGCCCAUUUAGGUCAUUUCCAGGUGUUUUACAGGCUUUAAACGAUGCAAAGGAAACCGGAAAUAUUGAUCUAGUUCAAGAGCAGCUAUCGUUGAUUGCCGAAGCUAUAAUGUCUGCAGCUGACAUUAUUAAGCCUGUAGUUUGCAAAAAGUAACAAUCUUCUGUAAAUAAAAAAAACCCCUUCUGUAAUUAAGUAUUAUACUACCAUUAUUUUGUAAUGUAACCUAGGUAUCGUGACGUACACAUUGUAAUUAGAUACUUCACAUAAUUUAUUGCAAUUAGAUACUUCACAUGUUGCAAUGUAGGCACUAUUAAUAAGUAUUACAAUGCACAACAAGUUAUGUAUAUGUUUGUUGUGCAAGUAACUUGUACGUAGAAUUGUAAACUGUCCUUUUAUUAUUUUUUUUGUAUCAUUGCAAAAAAAAAAAGAAGACAAAAAAUCAACAACAACAACAGCUCGACAUUUUCGUAAAUAAAACAGCAUGAAUGCCCGUUAAACAGUUACUUGGUUUCUCGUGUAAGGGUGCACUCCAUUGAGGCGCUUUGUCGGAAAGUACAGCAUUUAAGUUUGUUGGAAAGGGCUUUUUCAUCUUCGCUGUGUUAGCGAAAACUAUUUAUCAUUGCCAAGCUACGAUACCGCAAGAAAUGAUAAACUUCUCACGGUUUUAGCUGUGUGCUAUAAAAGGACAUGCGGCCAAUGGCAGCUGAUAUUUUCAUUUUAUAGUCCCAUCCCAUUUGGGCCCUCUGAGUUUGUCGAAAGUUUAAUAGCUUAGGAUUACCACUGUAAAAAUGUUGUUAUUGAUUAGCAACAAUAAAGUUACUUUCAGACGUUCGAAUUAGUAAACUAUUUGCAGUUAUAGUUCAUCAUUAAAAUUUGUGUGAUUCUGACUUGGCUAAAUAUUAUUGAUCAAGUGACGAGAAAGCGUUCGUUCGUGGAGGGCUACUGUUAUAACAAUAGAGUUAGCCUGUUCCAGGUUUUCGGUUUGUAGUUGGGGAGACGAGUAGACAAGAGGCGAGAGGUUUGGAGCGAGAAAGGCCCUCUUUUUCACCCCCGUGUUCUUCCCUAGAUCCCCUCUCGUUCCUGCAGUCGCCUCGUUUCCCUUUCUAUCUCCCCCACAAACCGGGAACCUCGAACAGGCAACAGAAUAGUGUUUCUUUCAGAGGCCUAUGAGCCAAAAGUUGCCCGCGACAAUUUUACGAAGUUUGAGGACUGCAAUGCAGUGGAAUUUUUUUAGAACAUAAAAUUUCCACGGGCAACUGUCCUCCCACAGGGCAAAGAAAUAAACAUCCUGUGUACAUGUGCAUAUCUUUGGU